This is a messenger RNA of Cladophialophora yegresii CBS 114405, 1002 nucleotides long. RefSeq lists its product as uncharacterized. Gene Ontology annotation, biological process: secondary metabolic process. Gene Ontology annotation, cellular component: cytosol; cytoplasm. The record is from RefSeq and is a predicted model, not a curated record. NCBI's taxonomy places the organism in Eukaryota, Fungi, Ascomycota, Eurotiomycetes, Chaetothyriales, Herpotrichiellaceae. The transcript has 2 exons. Gene Ontology annotation, molecular function: hydrolase activity; carboxy-lyase activity. Bases 1 to 1002 code for a protein of 333 amino acids.
AUGGCCUUCCCGUAUCCGAUCAUCGCCUUAGAGGAACACUUCUGGGCCGAAGCGGCGAUCGAGUUCUACACAGCGAAGUCAAAGCAAGAUCCGUACAAGACGACUGCCCUCCUACGACGAUGUCGAGAUGAGCUGCUCGACGUGGGCGAGUCUCGGCUGAAGUUGAUGCAAGAAAGUGGUGUUACCGUGCAAGUGCUCUCUCACGCGGCUAGUUUCCUGGCCCUCGACGCCGGAACAUGCCAGAAGGUAAACGAUGAAGCGGCCAAAGCCGCCGCCAGGAACCCCAAGCACUUCGCUGGCUUCGCGACGAUUCCAAUGCAAGAUCAGAAAGCUGCGUGCGACGAGCUUCGUCGUUGCGUCACGGAGUUGAAGUUCGUGGGCGCGUUGAUCGACAAUACAUGCGAGGGACGAUUCUAUGACGACCCUCUCUUCUGGCCAUUCUUCGAAACCGCGCAGGAACUCGACGUUCCGGUAUACCUGCACCCUUCAUACAAUGAGCAGACGAAACCACUCCUGUAUGACGGCAACUACCCUGACGCCAUUGCGCAGACACUCAGCAUGCACGCCUGGGGUUGGCACGUCGAGAAUGGUGGCCACAUCCUCCGCCUGUUCGCCUCUGGCUUCUUCGACAGAUUUCCCCGCUUAAAGUUGAUCUUGGGCCACAUGGGCGAGAUGCUGCCAUAUCAACUGGACCGAAUCAUUCGCAUUACAGAGCACCAGUGGCCGAUGGCCGGCGUCAAGCCGGAGAGGGGGUUGAAGCGGGUGUGGGACGAGAAUAUCUGGAUCACAACGAGUGGGAUGUUUGCGUUGGCGCCCAUGGCUACAUUGCUCAAGCAGUGUAAGCCGGACAGGAUAAUGAUGUCGAUUGAUUAUCCGUUCGCAAGACACGAAUGGGGCCUUCAGUUCUUGAAGGACUUGCAGCAAAGUGGAAUGGUCAGUGAGAGCACGCUCGAGGACAUUGCAUACCGGAAUGCUGAGAGACUGCUCAAGAUAAAGGUGUGA